GUCGCCAAAAUUGUCUCCUCUUCUCACGUGGCGCGACGAACACGAGGAGGAGUACUUCUGAGAUGAACAGACAACCCAACCACGGGUUAGGAAGAGUUCUGCGUAGGCUACCACACGCUUCAUAGAGAGAGUCGAAUGUGCCGAUCGUUAAGAGGAGCGGCACCGCGGGAAUGAACGAACCGCGCUGCUUAGAUCUUGGAGCUUCAAAACUUCUAUAUAUGUUGAAUUUGUGAAGGCGCUGAUGAAUUGCGACAGAAAUCUUUAAAGUGGUUCAUAAUUGUGUAAAUGUAAUUUCGCUAGUAAAAGGAAAUAUUUUCAAGAAGUUCCUCGUAAAGCUGAGAUAACUUUGCUCUCUGGAACAAUGGCGGCCACUCCCUACCCAACAAUGCCGAGGCCCGAGCGAUCGGACAGCGGUUCUGGAGUCAAACCACGCCUUUACAGACAACCGUCCAAUUUGUCCAAUUUUAGCUGGUCAGGAAGGCAGCGCGCGCCUAAGGUGUGGGUACUGAAUCCUAUGCACAUUGUCACAUUAACCGAUAGAAAGGAAUCUAAGAUUAUAUGGUAUUUUGAAAAGAUAAAGGCAAUAUCAGAGAAGUGGUUCACGCACGUGCUACUGUUGCUCUUCAUGUUAGGCUAUGCAGCAUUAGGAGCCCUACUUUUUCAGUGGAUUGAAAGACCGGUAGAGGACCAGGAGAAGGAGAGCAUCGGGAAGGUGAGAAAGUUAGUCAUCGAAGACUUGUGGUCCAAGCAAAAUGAAACCGCUGAGAUCUGGCGAGCGCUGGCGAUACGUCGCCUCACGGAAUAUGAAGCCCAAGUGUCCCAGUCUUACAACAGUGGCAUAAAGACAGAUUCCGAGUUAAGACAAUGGACAUUUUGGGGGUCAAUGUUCUUCUGCGGAACUAUCUUCACCACAAUAG
Messenger RNA from Limulus polyphemus (Atlantic horseshoe crab), 917 nucleotides. RefSeq lists its product as uncharacterized. Gene Ontology annotation, biological process: potassium ion transmembrane transport; stabilization of membrane potential. Lineage: Eukaryota; Metazoa; Arthropoda; Merostomata; Xiphosura; Limulidae. The record is from RefSeq and is a predicted model, not a curated record. Gene Ontology annotation, molecular function: potassium ion leak channel activity. The transcript has a single exon. Gene Ontology annotation, cellular component: membrane. The annotation marks the transcript as partial.